CUUGGCAUUAGGGUGUAACACCCAGCUGUGCUCAGGGAUCACUCCUGGUGGGGUUCGAGGGACCAUGGGUGACAUCAGGGCUUUCAGAAACACGUGGGUGGGCCACGUGCAAGGCAAGCAAGCUCCAUCGCCCCUUUCUAUUGCUCUGGCUGCUGAAUCAGCUGCAUCAGUUCAACAUGUAACCAAUGUAACAUUAUUGAGCUAUUUCACGGUCUUCCUCCUGCAUCAGUCUUCAAGACCUAGUGUUUAUGUCUCGGUUACAGCACCCUUUUGGAUCUGGACCUGGCACAAACCAAAGGCUGGCUCCGACAGCCACGUGUGUGACUAGGGGCCAUGGGCUGGACUUGGUAGCUGAACCUGGGUUCCUCUUGGCGCUCUCCCGCGUGAAGGGAAGGAAGGGGGUUGUGCGGGGCAGGGCUCCGGGUGAUCCCUCGCUCUUGGGUGAUGGCUCCCAAGAAGGUUCUGGCUUUGCCACGUCCUGAUUCGGACCCGAGAGUGAUGGCUCCUGGCACUAGAACCGCCGCAAAUCUCCUCAAAAGUCCUCAAAAAUACGAGGUCACUUGCCACCACCGGGUUCCCACCCGGCGUGAGAGGCGAUGCUAAGGAACCCGCCAACUUCCGGAGCUGCCUUUUCGUGGGGGGGCCUGGCGUGGGGCCUGGGGGCCGGAGGCAUAUCCGGGGGAGAGAGGCCGCUUCCGUUGAGGCGAGGUCACCCCCAAUGGGCGUUUCUUGAGGGGAGGGGCUCCCAUCCAGUCGCUUCUAGAAGGGUUUUAGCUCCUCUCGCGGCCAGGUCCUUAGCGCGUCUCCAUGCCGAGCCUCCCCGUCGCACCAAUAUAUGUGCUUCCCCCGAGGGCCUUCGUGGCUUGGGGGGAGGGGCCGGCGCCCCGGCCCCGGGCCCGCACCCCGAGGCGGCUCCCGGGCCGCGGGUGUGAGGGGCGGGCCCCUGCCGCGGCCCGCGCCGCUCCCGGUGACCCGGUCCGACAUGGUGUGGCCGCCUCCAGGCGCGGCCGGGCCGCCUCGGCCUCGCUUCCGCGUCGGGCCGACCCCGCGGCCGCUCCCGAGCAGCCCCAGCCGCCCGGGCCCCGCUGGGAACUGCGAAGCCGCCGAGGGCGAGAGCCGGGAGUCGCGGGGCGGGCAGGAGGGGAGGGCGGCGAGGGGCAAGCGGAGGAAGGGGAAGGGGAAAGCGGCGGCGGCGGCGCCGGGCGGAAGAGGAAGCGGGGCGGAGGGGAAGCCGGCGCCGCGGCCGGCCGAGGGGGCUGCGGGGCUCGGGGCCGGGGCGGCGGGCGCGGCCGGCGCGGCCGCGGCCGGCGGCAGCAGCCUGGAAGGGGCGAGUAGGCGCGCAGGGGACGAGGACGCGAGCCCAGGGCCGCGGAGCGGGGCCGGAGGAAGCGAUGCGGGGAAGCAGGAGGACUGGAGGGGCAGGUCCGGGCGGCGGGAGGGCGGGAGGCCGGGGAGAGCCCAGGGCCGCGGGGGUCAGGCGUGGGGCCGCUGCGCGGGCACCGGGGCGGCCAUGGCGGCGGAGGCGGGGGCCCGGGAGCCCGUGCUCUGGCGCCUGCCCGAGGAGCUGCUGCUGCUCAUCUGCUCCUACCUGGACAUACGGGCCCUCGGCCGCCUGGCGCAGGUGUGCCGCUGGCUGCGGCGCUUCACCAGCUGCGACCUGCUGUGGCGCCGGAUAGCCCGGGCCUCGCUCAACGCCGGCUUCUCGCCGCUCGGCACCGACCUGAUGGCAAGUAUCCCAGUGAAGGAACGGGUGAAGGUGUCUCAGAACUGGAGGUUGGGGCGCUGCCGAGAGGGGAUUCUGCUGAAGUGGAAGUGCAGUCAGAUGCCCUGGAUGCAGCUAGAAGGUGAUUCUCUGUACAUAUCCCAAGCUAAUUUCAUAUUGGCCUAUCAGUUCCGCCCGGAUGGUGCCAGCUUGAACCGUCGGCCCAUGGGAGUCUUUGCUGGACAUGAUGAGGAUGUUUGCCACUUUGUGCUGGCCAACUCACAUAUUAUCAGUGCAGGAGGAGAUGGGAAGAUUGGCAUUCAUAAGAUUCAUAGCACCUUCACUGUCAAGUACUCGGCUCAUGAACAGGAGGUGAACUGUGUGGACUGCAAAGGGGGCAUCAUUGUGAGUGGCUCCAGGGACAGGACGGCCAAGGUAUGGCCUCUGGCCUCAGGACGGCUGGGGCAGUGCUUACACACCAUUCAGACUGAAGAUCGAGUUUGGUCCAUUGCUAUCAGCCCAUUGCUCAGCUCUUUUGUUACAGGGACAGCUUGCUGUGGGCACUACUCACCACUAAGAAUCUGGGACCUCAACAGUGGGCAGCUGAUGACACACCUGGGCAGCGACUUCCCCCCUGGGGCAGGGGUGCUGGAUGUCAUGUAUGAAUCCCCUUUCACACUGCUGUCCUGUGGCUACGACACCUACAUCCGCUACUGGGAUCUGCGCGCUAGUGUCCGGAAAUGUGUCAUGGAGUGGGAGGAGCCUCACGACAGCACCCUGUACUGCCUGCAGACGGACGGCAACCACCUGCUGGCCACCGGCUCCUCCUACUACGGCGUGGUGCGCCUGUGGGACCGGCGCCAGAGGGCCUGCCUGCACGCCUUCCCGCUGACAUCGACUCCCCUCAGCAGCCCUGUGUACUGCCUGCGCCUCACCACCAAGCACCUGUAUGCCGCGCUAUCCUACAACCUCCACCUCCUAGACUUUCAGAGCCCGUGAUAGGCAGGCCCACCCGCCUGUGGGCAGCGAAGUAGCUACUCAGGGACUCUCCUCCUGGAGGGUGCAGUGAUGCCCCGCCCACCCCCUGUGCCUGCGCUCCUGACUGUGGCCACACAGCUCGGGCACCUUCGGCCAAAGGCUGCUGACCUAGGGUGGGGGAGGGCUCCGGAGACCACCCCUCCCAGGAACCAGACGGAGAAAAGGCGCUGACUGGGCUGGGGAAGGACCUGGCCUGCCUGCCCCUCUGUGAACCACAGCUCUGAGAGUGCCGAGGGGGCGCCAGCCCUCCCUGCUGGUCCCUCUCUUUCCCUUCCCCGGGAGGAAGGGUGAGCCCCACCUCCUCAGCCAGACACGCCCACCACACCAUCACCACCCCUGCCAACCAAGCUUUCGGGGCUGGGGAUGCUGUGGCCCGGCCUCUACUGGAAACCAAGAAAGGACAAAGUUCCAAGCCAGCCCAGCCUCAGACUUGCUAUCAGGACUGCUACAUCAUUCAGUUUUAUAAAAGUAAAGCUUGAUUGUCACA
Sorex araneus (European shrew) is the source of this 3227-nucleotide messenger RNA. It is a transcript of the gene FBXW4, whose product is annotated as F-box and WD repeat domain containing 4. Gene Ontology annotation, cellular component: SCF ubiquitin ligase complex. The record is from RefSeq and is a predicted model, not a curated record. Gene Ontology annotation, molecular function: protein binding. Gene Ontology annotation, biological process: SCF-dependent proteasomal ubiquitin-dependent protein catabolic process. Lineage: Eukaryota; Metazoa; Chordata; Mammalia; Eulipotyphla; Soricidae. The transcript is spliced from 9 exons. The coding region runs from base 836 to 2701 and encodes 621 amino acids.